CAAUUUAACUUCAGCAUGAAAUUCAACUCACAGAAAGUCUUGAACACUCUUGCUUCCCGAGAUGGGCAAUUUUUAGGUCUAAAAAUAUCUGGAGGGGGAUUAAGUGGUUCAACAAGUAACGCUCUAAUGGAUGACAGAGAAUUUCCACCAAAUGAUCUACAAAUAGACUCCAAAGACAAUCUUCAAGAUGACUAUAGGGUGGAAAGUUUGGCUUCGUAUUUGGUUUCUUCACCUGAUGAAAAUGAAAAUCAACUUGACAAUGACGGGAAUGAGGUUCUGACCAGUAGUAGAACUGCUAUGGGAAGGCAGGACAAAGGUGAGCAGGACAGCAUCAACAAUAAUGAGAAUAUGGACAGUGGAGACUGUACCCCAAGCUGUAAGGAAAGGGAGACUGAAAGGACAUCUGUAAAAGUCCAUAUGGACCCCCAGAUGGAGGAAAAGCCUGUUAUAGAAAAGCAGCAAGGUGGAAAAAGAAGUCCAAGAAGCAAAAGAAGCUCCGGAAAAAAAUCUAAAGGAGUCCCUUCAGUGGGAACCACAGCAAUCAAGGAGGAAAAUACUCUUGUUACACGUACAGAUUCAGUGCAUGCUGAAGGUGCUGUUGAAGCAAAUGAACAUUCUCACCAAAAAGAACAAAACCAAACGUUGCAGUCCCUUUUCUCUUUGCUCCGUGAAGAGGUUGAGCAGAUGGAUUCAAAGAUACUGCCCCUGUGUCUCCAUCAGAUCGCUGAGACCUAUUUUCAAGAGGAGGAAUAUGAGAAGGCAAUGAAGUUCAUUCAGCUUGAACGAUUGUAUCAUGAGCAGCUGCUUGCUAAUCUUUCUUCCAUACAGGAACAGUGGGAAAGAAAAUGGAAAACAGCAGUUUCUAGCCCAGUUAGAACGCUGAGGAAUUCAGCUAAAGAACUGAGUAGUGAAGAGCUGGAAAAGCUUACUAAAGUUUGUUCUUCACAUCAACAGCCACAGGCACCCAAAAACAAGCCAGUAGCUGCAGAAAUUACAUGGGAAAGUGGUUGCUUGCUCCAGUUAAAGGGAUCAGAGGAUUCAAAGAAAAGAGAAGCUACUGCUUUUAAAUCAGGUACUGAAACUUGUCCUGGCGUUGGACCAAAGAAAGAAGAUAAACAGCUGAGCAUUCGUCCUCCAGGUGAAAACAAAACUGAGAGACAGAGCGAGACAGCAAGCCUUUCAGUAGCAGCAGGAAAGGACCACAUGGAGGAGCAGCACUGCAGUGCUGAAUCAACAUCGGAGCCACACACCCAGUCCACAGGGACAGUGGGCAGGCCUUCUUCAGGCUGUUUAUCAUCAGGGGAUGCCGGUAAAGAUAACAGUUCGCAGCUGAGAGAAAGGCAGCUCUCUAAGGAUGCAGAAAAAAUAAAAGAGACAGCUGGGGAGCCUGGAGUGAAAAUCUCUCCUGGGCCAAUGGUAGAUGCUGUGGUUUUAACAGAUGCUGAUUAUAUGCCUACUGAUUCGGUUUCUACUGAUAAAGAUGUACAAGCUGAUAAAAAUCUUCUCAGAUCAAAACAUGUUGCUAGUUCUUCAGAAACUGCUGGUGGCCAGCUCGGAAAUAGUGAUUUAAACCAGCAGCAGAAACAGCCCGAUCAUGAUGAUGAAAAAUCUCCCCAGGACAGAACUGCAUCGAACGUGUGCUCUGGAAGUCAUAAAGUGUCUGAGCAUGAGAGUACUGCCCUUUCACGAGUAUGCAAGGAAAUGCAGAGAGCAGCAGGACAGGAGGAGAAGGUAAAAAAUGAAGAACAAGAAGAUUUUCUUCUCAGACUUUUAAAUGGUAACAUAAUAGACACUGAAGAAUCGUUUGUAAGCUUAGCAAACCAAGAGGAUUUUGACACUGUUCCAGAUAUUUCACCUGAACGAGCAUCUUACAACUCACUGGAAGCUUUAUCACUAGAUGACAGCUUUUCUUCUCUUGAUGAACUUGCAAGAAGGAUAGAGAUUGCAGAGAUUGCCCCAGCAGAAGGAUUAGUGUCCAUACUGAAGAAAAGAGAUGACAGGGAAGGAAAAGCAAUUGCUCAAGUCCAGCAAAGGCAAACAAAGAGAAGAGUCCGAUUCCAAGAAAUGGACGACACUUUUGAUCAAGAUGAAGUAGCUGGUGGCUCCUGUAUUUUGCUGAUCCUGCUGUGCAUAGCAACUGUUUUCCUGAGCAUUGGAGGAACUGCGCUGUACUGCACCUUUGGUGACAUGGACUCCCCGGUGUGUACAGAUUUCGCAGCCAACAUGGAUUUCUAUUAUACCCUGAUAUUGCAGCGUGUGGAAGAACUAAAACACUGGAUAGCCUUCUCCUAGUUGAAAUGAGCAGAGACAGCACGUUGAGAGCUUACCACUGAUCAUUGGUAGAAACAAAAACUGUGAUUUCAAGUUCUUGGUAACACUUGCCACCUGCAGGUGUAUGUGAUGAUGUACUUACACUUUUACUUAGAAAUUGAGAAAAAUCCUAGUUUAGCAUUCAGGUGGCAAAAUGUUCACAUCUUAAGCUGUAGCAGCGUGGUAUGGGAGAAUAAGAAGUCAUUCUCUUCACCCUUUUAAGAUUAGACAAGCAGCUUUUCGAUAACUUGAGCAAGUGAAGAAGAAAGAAGAAAAUUAACUGUCUUCUAUAUACUCUCUCAUUGCCACACCUUGUGUAAGCAAUCUCUGGAAGCUUAGUUAAAGGACAGCUUUGAUUUACAGCUGUUUGUGCAAAGGUGUUGCCUCCAGCUAUCAUGCAAUAAGUCUGUGUUUUACGAAAACAUUAUUUUUCUUCUACGUCUUACUAUUUUUCUCCAUUUUAAUUCUCCUGGUGAGCCAUGUAAUAAUUUGGGUGGAGUGAGAAGAGUGCAGCAGCAUUCACAGAGCCCUCAUUUGGUGAAAGCAGGCUGACCCUGUAUAUUAUAGAUUAUGGUGAAUAUCAUGAGUGGGAUAAAUCUGCUGGCAGAUUUCACAAAACUUCCUGGAACUUUACUCCCGGUAUUGUGUGGGCUGUUUCAGAAGUAGGAGGAUAAAAAAGAAAUCAUCGGUCUCACUAAACGCAGAAACAGGAGCAAGAUGUUUAGUAAAUUAUUCAUGUUACGGUAGCGUGGCUUUGGCCAGUUUUAAAGGACCUGGUAGUAGGUGUUGGGCUAACUGGGUUUUCUGUCCAGCUACGUCGCUGACUUACGGUAAUCACUUUGUGCCUCAGUUUCUCCUCCGUAAACGGGGAAUAACGAUCCUUGCCUUUGUCUGUGAAUAUUUAUUGCAAUUAGGGCUCAUGUCUGAUUCUCCUGCAGCCCGGAGGAGCACACAGGAUCACUGAACUGUGUGGCUGCAGCCUCUCUCAUUGAGUGAGCAUUUACAUACAGUGGGACUGAUCCAACAAAAGAAGAAAUUCAGAGGCUUGCUUGAGAUCCACAGUAUGUUGGUAGUCCAGGGCACUCAUUCCAGCAGAGAAAGCACAUUUGCAUCUAUUUGCCCUCCAGAUCUGAGACUUGUAUUGUAAAAUCUGCUCUCUUUUUCUACCAGCUUUAAAUCAGUAAAAGAGUCGUUUUAAAUGGGUAUUUCUAUCACCUGGUGCUCAGCCCUUUCUGUGUGGUAUGUGAGAGAAACACUGACGUGACGGCAAAGGUCAGAAUUAGUGACACAGGCCUUUGGCCCACGCUAUGGUCAAAAUGUGGCAGCUGUAAUUGCGCAGAGCAUGAUGCUGAUGGUGGUGUGUGAAAGGAGUCCUUCACACCUCAGGAAACAGCAGUUUUGAGGGGUCUGCUUCACUCCGCUCCGCUCCCAUCUCCAGCUUAUUAACGUUGUAUGAUGCAGUUCCUUCAGGUUUAGGAUAUUAUUUUGUAAACUACUACAAAGUGAAAUCUUUACGGUAUUGCUCAGAGUUAUAACAUGAAACAAUCAUGCUUUCUGCCAUUUGCAAGCCGAUGUCCCUCUAGUGAGCUUGAUUGAUCCUAAUGCACUGUUAUACUUAAUGGGUUUUUAAAGUGAAAGUUAAAAUCAUGUUUUUUUCCUAGAAUAAACUGCAUGUAUGAUUUCUUUUUCGGUUCUCACUGAUGAGGCUUAGUUUAUCCAUACCUUAGGAAGCCUCAUGUGCAGCUCUAUAUUAAAGUAGCAGAUCUAAAAUACCCAAAUUAAUGAAAACUUUUGCUUUCACAAUGAAACUUAUGAAUGGUAGUUUGGCAUAUUUUUUGUUGGUUAUUCUCAGAGCAUUAUAAAGCUGGACUAAUCUAAGGGAGAAAGGGAGAGAUGCUUUUGUAUUUUAAAGUGUUACUGGCUGGUUCAGUGUAUUAUUUUAAUUUCCGGUUUAUGUAUUUAUUUAGUUUUUAUUUUAAAGAAAAACUUAAUUUUCUUCUUUUUUUUUUUUUUUGGUAAUUUACUCAGAGUAAUUAAAAAGCAUGCAUUCGGUUAAAAUAUGUAUUUAUAGUGAUUGUGUAGUUAAAAUAUAUUUUGCAUUUCUGUAACUUUGCAUUGAGUGUUUCAGGAUAUUAAGUUUGUUCCUAAAAGACAACUGUUGAUUUCAGCUUAAAAAUAUGUUUUUGUGCACUUCAUCACCAAAAAGAUCAAGAGGUAUAUAUAGAACUAUUUAUUCAAAAAUAUAUGAGAUAUGAGGAUCGAAGAUCUUCUACGUUUGUUUAAUUAGAACUAUUUUAAAAUAAUUAUUUUAUUUAAAACUGUAAAUCUAUUUAAAGUCAAAGCAAUUUUUAAUAAGCAGUUCAGUUUAAAAUCCACAGUCCAAAUCCUGGUAUAGCAGCUUUGUGUUAUAUUCCCAGUGCAAAGAUUCGCUAACAUCAGCAGAACUGCCUACAAGAAGACCGUGAAGGGGUAGCACACCACUUUAUGACAAGCACCUGAGAAAAAACGAGUUCCCAGAUGUUCUCUGUAGCUCAGCUAUCUUACACUGGUGCUCUAGCGUGGAGCAUGUCUCCUGCCUUCCUGGCCUAUGCCAAGUACCGCUCCUGCAAGGAGUCUCAGGAUUUGAGGGAGCAGAAGGAACACACUCACACAGGCUGCCCAGCUCCUCAUCUGAGCUCUUCACUCCUCAGUUGCAGUUGAGGACUUGAAUCUGGAUCUAAUUUCCAUUGGCAUUCCUUUAUAAGAAGUGGAUAGUACUAACUCUUGCUUCACCUGACAAUCCUGCUGGUACACGCAGUUUGCAUGGUCUGUACUAUGUUAUCAGACUUGCAGCUACCAACGCAAAAGACGUGCUUUGUUUGAACACCAAAGAGUGUGCGGGUUGGCUUCGUGUUGGCCUUCCCAUGUGUUCUGUACCCUCUCGAUUGCUGGUGACAUUGCUGCCACCUGGGCAGCCUGAGGGGUCGGGAUCUUAGGGAAAUCCAAGCUGAAAGUUGAUUUGAACAGUUAUCCUCGUCUGAGGGUUUUGUGGUAAAAUAGUGCUGAGCUGCAGCUAAGCCUGAAGUAGGAAGCAAGGAGGGGAGAAAAGGCUUUUUCUUCCCUUUGUGCAUUUGGAAAGCCCUUUGUGUGUAAGUUUUCGUUUCCUCUCUUGCCUUCCCUGCCGCUGUCUGUAUGGUUCUGCUUGGCAGUAGGGGAAACAUUUUGCCAGUGUAAAAACAUUUGUAGCCAGUCAGAAAAUUCAGGGAAUGGUUCAGUACUUGGCAUCUUAAGAGAUGACUGGGAUGUCAGGGUGGAAGCUCACCUUCAAAAUGGAAGUUGUGGGCAUUUAAUCACCUGCCACACUCUACCAGAAACCCCACCUUCCAGUUCACUCAGUGAGUGUCGUUACUGUAGAGAUGUUCUCAUGACAGAGCAAAACCGACAAGGCUCUUCAUGCCCAUUCAGCAUAAGCUGCCAAAAAGAGCUUUCUAAUGACAUAAUUAGCACCCUCACCCCAAAUACCUUGAAGCACACCAAGAAAAGCACUGUGCAGCAGCAUAGCCACGCUGUACCACAGGCUCGUUUUCAAGCAGUGUCAGUAAGGAAGCGUUUUCACAGCCCAGAUGCGCCAGGAGAAGUUUGUAAUCUAGACACAGCCCGUGUUUUAAGAUUCAUCCAGUAUCUUUGCUCUCAUGCUUGGAAAAUGCGUAGCACUGGUCUCACACAGUGGGAAGUAGCCUAACCAAAGGGGAAACUCGUUAGAGUUCUCUGGGAGGAAAGGGCAAGCUUGAAACAUCAAAUGAGCAGAGUAGGUUGGAAGUCCAAGUUUUUGUGUGAUUGGGCACUAUUCCACUCAACAACCAAAGGGGAUGCUACCCUCCCAGGAAAAUAUCUUUGCCUACUUUGUACCAUAAUGUAAAACCAAGACCAUCUGAAAGGAUUAAUAACCAUUUGUAACAAAUUUAACUUUAGCUACUUUUAGCAAAAGGAGUAAAUAAUUGUUUGAAACCAUCACCCAAGCUUGUAAUUUAAGUACUGUAGCAAAAAAAAAUAAAAAUAAAAGAUGUCCCAAAGAAAAUAUAUGAACCUUUUUGGGUACUGUUAUUUCUAAGUAUAAGAAAACACUGAGAAGAUGUUCUGUGAAGUUCAAGUAGUAUCACCAGCAGUAUCACCAAGGAAAACUUUAUGAUCAAACCCAAACCAGAAGGGUAAACGAGGAUAAAGUGCAUGAGGUUUGGUUUGGUUUGGUUUCUAGUGUAAUGUAAGUUUCAUGGGUUGGUUGGUUGGUUUUUCUUUGUUUUAAUAGCUAAAUGAAAACCCAGCCUCCUCACAGAGCAUGAAUUCUCUAGGCAACAGUGUUUAAAGUGCUGAAAUGUUUCCUUACUGUGUUGCUCCAAAAGAAAGUAUUGGAUGGUAAGUUUCAGAAACCCUAGGGUGGGUCACUUGCUUAGAGAUCACAGGCCAGUCUGCUCUUUGAGUUCAACUGAACAAAACCAAAUCAACUCCAACUCUGCCCAGCCCAACCCAGAUGCCUCCAAUUUGAACAGAAGCGUGCCAGCGCUGCGUCUAGCAGCAUCCCCCUGCCUUGGCUCUUCCCCCAAGAGCCACCAAAUGAGGCCACCCAGGAUCUCAGACUGGCUGAAAAACUAGUGAAAUCCUAAGAUGAAAUGAGUUGGUUUUGUUAAUCUUGUUCUGGUUUUGUCAUCUUUGUGUUUUGUAUUUUGUAUAUAAAAUAUUUUGUAAGCUUAAAGUAUUUCAUGUCUCUAAAGAGACAUUUAACUCCAACUCUAAAGAUCUAGUGAUCUUUAGACAUGGCUUCUUUGAAGCUCUUUUUUAUUAUUUAUGGGUGUUUAUUAUUUUGGAUUAAAUAGCAUUGUAACUCUUCUCUGGCUUAAUAAGAGCCUAGAGUUCAUUGUACCCAACAUUGUACAAGAAUCGUGUUCGUCUCAUGAAGGAAGUGAUGAUGGGGAGUAGAUGCCUGCUUUGUUUUAAAGAGUAGCUCUGCGAUGGCUAAGCUGUUACGGAAUUGUAUCACGGAAUUUCAGCCAAAGGUCUGAUUCUGCCCUUAGGCAUCUUGAGCUUGCUGUUAAUGACAAACAGACUAAAAUUAAAAGUGAAAAAAGGCAGUACUGAAGCACACCCAAAGUUUCAAAGGCACAGCUAAUAAUCAGACCUAAGUCCUCCAUUAAUCUAAAAUUGUUGAGCUGCAUUUUGUUGAAAACAAGCUUGAAUCCAGCUUCAUAUGACAGUAGGUCAGUCAGCUCUCCGCAUUUUCUUUCAGCCAAGAAACUGCCUGGCAGUGUCAUCUUUGAGCCAAAAUAGGCCCCGAUGUAGGACUACAGCUAGGCUCUUGGGGAAGUUUUCCAGUAACACUUUUGUCACGUUGCAGUUAAUGGUUGUGUCCUAUUUCAUCGUACAGCCUUGAAAACGAAGUUAAGCCCCACUAUUGUGCUUCCAGACUAAUCAUCUUUAAAGCCGUUAUCAAAAACAACUUUCAGAGUGAGAACUGUAUGUUUCGUUUUUGCUUCAGGAAGUGCCACGUGCCUAGUACUGCAAUGAGAAAACGUCACUGUUUUCCACAGUUUUGCCGCAACACUACUUGAUUUCACAAUUGCUAUCGAUAAUCCAUGGAAGCAGAGGCAAUGCAGCGUUUCCUGCAGCAUUUCCUGCAGCACACCCCUGCAGCUGGUCGGUACUUGUUCAGCUGUCUUCAGCAUGGCUUUCAUGAGAAAGUCUUUGUUACAUCGCAAGUGGUGGUGAAAGCAGGUCUGUGCUAGAAGUUGAGCAAUGAGCUCUGUGAGGCUACAGGAUUAGCAAGGAUAUUUUGAUAUGACUUUUCUGUGCUAGCUGAAUUCAGCACACUGUAGAAAGGGCAGAGAAAAGAGAGCAAAAGGUUUGAAUCAUUUAAGAUCCAUGAAUUUCAGUAAGACAAAAUGUCAGCAUCUGCCAUUGUAGAAGUUAGCAGUGUUGCUCCAAACUGUCCCACUGCAAGUAGUAGGUAAAGGUAGAUUUGAAAAAGGUACAAAGAAAAAAAAAAAACAAAACAAAAAAAACAACAACUAUACACUGAGAAUUCCUAAUGGCAUUCCUAAUCCAAAGAUCUGAAUCUUUAAGUACAAGUUGGUAAAUAAGGGAGGAACUUCUCCAGAUUGUACAAAUGUUAUAGGCAAAGGGCUGCAGAAAACUUAAUAAAGACCUUUGAAAGAGGAUCAAAAAAUGUAUUGGUAAAAGAUGAAAAAUAUUUUGGAUAAUGACAUCUACCAGUGGUGGUGUUUUUUUCAACCAGAUUUUAUAGAAACAAACAAAAAACAAACAAACAAAAAAAAAGGCACCGUAAUUUAAUGAAGACAGGGAAGAGAGUGACUAAUGGUUAAAAUAUCUCUGGCUUCUUUGCAGGACUCCCUAGGAGGAAUUUAAGUGGUCUGUACAAGGUCACAUAGCAGACAGAAACAACGCAGGAUCAGAGUUUAUAAAUCCUGUCUUCUGAUCUCUUGCCUGGUCCUGGGCCCACUAGGACAACAUGGAUUAGGGAAGAUAGAUGAGUACCCUGUUGUUCACAUUAGCCUCAACUUCACACAGCUUUGAGGACUUUGUUUCAAGAUUUUUUUUUUUUUUAAUUCUCCUAAAUUUUGUUAUGAUUGUAAGGAAUAAAAUUGAUUCAUGAGAUGAAUUUCCUUUCUGGUAUGUAGCAAUACAUCCAAAUGCUGUUCUAGUGUAUUUCUAGUGCUUGAUAUCAUCAUACCCAUGGUAGCGGGUUGCUGUUUACAUGUAUUAGGACAAAUUCUAUCAACAGACCACCUGGGAACACAUAAUUUCAACUGCUGUAAUCACAAAAUGAGGCUCAAGCUGUCUGUAGUCCUUUUGUCUUUUGCUAUCUGACCCUUGCUAUUCAUGCGCUGGUAACUGCAGGGACGUAACAAUGCUCGGCAGAGCAGGCCCAGUUGAGAAAUCUAUUAAAAAAAAAAAAAUCAAGCCACAAUUUCAGUUCUGUUAGGCUUCAUACAAUACCUACCACUGUGCCAAGAGGGAAAAUCAUUACUGAAGAACCAGCAAUGGGGAAAGAAGCAGUGGUCACCUGAUGCUGCCUCCAGCAGAAAUGAAGUUCUUGUGAGGUGGCACGGAAAUGGUUUGACCAUAAAGUGGAUGUUGUCAUCACUGUCUGCAAAUGUGAUAGAUGGAAAUAAUUUCAAAUGUUCUUGGCAUCUCUCAAAAUGCCUUUAAUAACCUUCUUUUCUUUUCAAUUUUUGUAUUAUUAAAGCCCUUCCCUAGUUGAAGGCAAAGAGGAGAAUUAAGCAAUGGUAAACCUUUUUUUAAAAUUCGAAAUGUACUGUCUCUUAGAUUUUUCUAUAAAUAGGGUAUUGCCUUCCUGAGCUAAUUCACUGCUGCCCACAAUUUACCUACAAUGGCAAAAUAGAUGGCCAUUAGCAGUAAGUGACUCAAGAGAGAGCUCCAUCAGAAAGAACCAUCUAUAUCGGCUCAUGCAGUAGGAUGUUGAAGCAAUAUUUUCAGAGAACUGGCAGACUUUUGUACUGCAGAACAAGCCUUGCACAGCCCACCCACACUGCCAGCCCAGCCUGGCACUUUGUUCUUCUUUGUGCUGGUGCUUUUCUCAGCUGUGAUGUCUCAGCUGAGAGCAGCCAGGGAGGCAAGUCGUCUUGCAAAGCAAACUUUGCUCAUUUUCCUGCAGAGAAGCCCAGCGGCUGCACGUCUCCUAAAAGCAAACAGAACAGCCACAUGUUGGCCAUAAAGACCUGUAGGGUUUUAGCUGGAAGCUCCACAACAGCCUGUCUGUCCUGCACUCCCCACAGCCCGUGAUCAGGUAGAUGGUUGGUCUCAGUAACAAGUAAUCCGUGCAGGCCUGGAGGAGAUGCUCUUUGCCACCUAAUUCCCUCUGGGGGAGCCAAAUGCCCAUAAGUCAAAUGUCCUGCUAGCAGGAGAGCAAGCAGUGUCCUCCAGGAUUGAGCCCAAGCUUGUGUUUGUCCAGCACAGAGGAGAGUGCGCAGUCUGUCCCGUGGUCUUUUCUGAGGUCUUUGAAAGCAAUUGCCAAAAUUACCAAAAAUAUUUUAAGAACCCAAACUUGCUAAUCUCCUUUAUGAAGAAAUACGUAGUGUAAGGGACUGAAGGCCUGAGGAUCCUGCAACAAAGGCAUGAGAAAGCCACAAAAAAAAAAAAAAAAAAAAAAAAGAUUUCAGUGGAGGCAGUGUUGCCAAGAGUCCCUCAGGAUUUUGAGAUCAUUCAGAUGUAAGAAGGGCAGGCUUGAAAUAGUUUUUAAAGAAACAAGGCUAUGUUCUAUGGCACUUCUUGUCACAGAGCACUUAGCUUCACAGUCAUGAGUCCAAAUACAGUUCAGUGGGUUACAGCAGGGCAAUGACAGGGUGAGUUUAAAAUUCUUUUUUUUUUUUCUGGCUGUCAUCCUGACCUGUAGGGUUACAUGGCAAACCAGUUUGUUUUUCAGCAACCAGCAGUUGCUUUUCAGCUUUCUUUACAUUAUUGUUUUAUUUUCCUCAAACCUUCAUUCCUGCCUCUAAGUGACAUUCCCGUUAACCAUUUGGCUCCGUACUUUUUUGAUACAGCCAGGAAAAAAUUGUCUGUGGCUGAAAAAGGAUGGGGCCAUUUUCACAGCAUAUCCAAAAACACUGCUGUGAGGAAAGCAACUUAGCAUUUUGCUUCAGGAAGCUACCACUGUUUGAAAAGCUACAUGAUGCCUUAUGUGUUACUGUGUUAAUUUUUUUGCACGUUGUUUUCCUGACUAGCACCUUGUCCUUCUACGUGAAGUAUUUUCCUUUAGGCUUCUUCCAGGUAUCAGUGGUGAGCUGUGAGACCCAUCUGAACAUCUCGACCAUCUUGACACAAGUGGACAUCACUAAUUCUAGCAACUGAGUUGCCACUCUUUCUUUCAGUGUCAGUGAAGAUAUCUGAUGAGAUGCUGACUUCAUUAUAAGGGGAAUAUAUUGUAUAUAUCUGUGAGUGCUGCGCUAUUUUUAAAGCACAUUUACGACUUACCCACAGUGUCCUAUUUAAGUUAUCUAACCUGCAAAAUUAGGGAGAAUGCUAUAAAUGAACAAUUGGAGCACAACUGAGAUGGAAGUGGUUCAAGUGAUCAAUUUGUGAGCUGGAAUAUAACAAAGAAUUUUAGGAGAUUUAAAGAAACAAUUUUACAGCAUAUAUAUAUAAUGUAUAUGCAUAUGUAUAAUGUAUAUAUGUGUAUGUAUAUAUAUAUAUAAACACAUCAGAAAAAUGUACUUUCUGAUGUGCUGUGACACAGUUUCCUGUAGCUCAGAGAAAGAGAUGAUUAAGUGAUAAAACCAAAGCUGGAACUUGGGAAUUGCCUGCUAUCGCACAGAUUUCUUACACGGUCUUAAGCACAUCAGUUAAUCCUCCUGUGUUUCAGUACUCCCCGAAGUAAUGGGGAGAAAUACUGUUUGAUGCUCUCUGUGGAAAUACAGCAGUGAGCAGAAUCAUGGUAAGCUUGUAAGUAAAAUGUUUUGAGCAAUAUCAGCAACUUGCUUGUCACACCUCUGUCUGAAGUGUUACUUGUGACAAUGCAAGGUAAAUUUGCAAAGAACCCCGCAUCUGAGAGGGUAAAAAAAGGCGGGGAAGAGAGAAGAAACAAAGAAAGAAACCCAUUCUUGUUUCUCUCUUUCUUUUUCAGGUUUUCUAUGAAUACAAUAGCUGCUUCAGGAAAAAAAAUAAAAAAAGUAUUAAAAAAUGCAAAGAUACACUUUAGUAUCCCUGCCAUUUUUUUGUCCUGUGCUGCCAGAUGUAGAAAUUGUAUCUGUUUUUAUUUUUUGUGAUUUUUUUUGUUAGCAUUGUAAUGACUAUAAUGUGAGAUUUUGCCGCUAUUUUAAGCUACCUGAGAGGAAGAGUGUAGAACCAUAAAAUGCUUUUGCAAAUUAGCAUUUUCCUAUGGGAGUGAGGGGUAAAAGCAUUUGCUUGAUGGAUUUCAAUAGCUGGUAUCGGCAGUACCCAGACCUGUCAGUCCUUCACACUUGCCAUGGGGCAAAGCUUUUAACAGUCUCAAUAUUACCAGUGGUUAUCUGAAAAAUAAGCAGCCUGUGGACAAUGUGACCAGGUCAUUUUUGAAAGUGUUCAUACUAGAGCCUUUGAGAGAGAAUCUGAAAAAGUCUGUUCCCAAUGCUAUUAGCACUUAUAUGGGUUAGGCUUUUCGCUGCUGUGUUACUGUUAGUGACAGUAUUAGCGGGGAUUUAGUCAUUUAGGUAUAUUUAGUGAUUUAAAUUCUCCGGGUCAUCAUAAGCUAUUUGCUGGAAACACUGAAGGUGACAUAGAGCAGCUAACAUAAAGGAAAAGGCAAGACAAGCUAAGGUAUGGCUUCUGGCCCAAACACAGGAAAACUUACUAUUCCUCUGAAGUCAGUGGCAAAUUUCAUUGCAAUAUUUACCUAUCUCUGUUUUCAUAAUAAACAUAUCUGCUAUAUAUUCAAAAUCUAUUAGUAUAUGCUACAGGUAUUCAAAAUCUCUUAGCAUACACUACAGCACCUUUGGUAAUAGUUAGCUGUUGAGGGUUAAGUCACUGUAUGCCAGAUUGCUUAACUAGAUUUCUACAUCUUCGUCCUUUAGUGUUUGCCCAUUGGUGUAGCCGAUGUUUUGGGGUUUGAAGACUUUGAAACCAACAGUUUUGAGCAGUUAGGCAUAAAUUAUGCAAAUAAGCAGCUUCAGUAUUAUUUCAGUCAGCAUAUUUUCAAAUUGGAACAGGUAAGAAAUCAGUUACUGAAACAACUUGUUUUAUUAAAGUCUCAUCUAUUAUGCAAACUGUUCUGCAAAACAUCAUGGCAUAAUUUUUAUAAUUGGUUGAAUAUAUCUCCAGAAGUGUUGGAGGUUUUUUAUUAUUAUUUCUUGUUUUAGUGUCGCUUAUUAUGGUAUCAUUUGAAAGUUGCAGCUUUGCUGUAUGUAGUGCCCCAUGUGCACUAAUGUCAGCUGGGUCUUUCUUCAGAGAGCAAGCAGUGAGUUUCUCUUCCCCAGCACAGCCACCUCCAUCAGCACCCCUCUGUCAUAGAUGUGAAACUGCCCUUAGCUGCAGAAAGAUUCAGGCAUCUUGCCUGCUGUUUCUGUGUAUUACCCCAUUUAUAAGUGACCUCCUUGUGUUUUAUUUUUGCAGGAGGCUGAGGUUAUAGCUUUUGUCCAUUUCCUUCUACAUAUGAAUCUAGGUGGUGGCAGAGAAGAGCAAUGCCAUCACAGUGUUUUACCAAAACAGAGAAAGAAUAUAGUCACAGGAUGUAGAUAAGGCACUUCUGUGUGCUCAUGUUUCGGACCCAUGCAUGUCCUACUCUUUGGUUGAUGAGAGAAGCCAGCAUUUAAUCUUGCCCAUUCAUAUGGCACCUUGACAAGCCAGAAAUGAUCAUGGCAGGUGAAUAAUCCUAUCAGUCCCAGUUGCAUAUUAAAAUUCACUGUCAUCUUCAUGAGCUGAGGUACUUAUCUGCGCAUACCCCACCGAGGUGCUGCUUUUCAGCACUUGCUAUGAUUUCCAAGACCUGGGUAAGAAAAUGGUUUAAAAAAAAAACCAACCACCUUCAUUAGAGGAAGAGGCGAGGAUGAGUAGGUCAUGUAAUUAGACGAAACUAGGUCGUAUGACUGGGAUUUUCCUUGUGAGGAAAUACUCACAAUUGCUGCCAAUUUAUUCAAAAUGUGAUGAGGGGAGAGGGGGAGGAGGCAGGCAUGUAGCUAUUGUCCUUUCUUCAGGCUAUUUCUUGUUUCUCAUUGCCUCUUUAUCUCAACUAUCUCAUUGGUUUAAAAAGAAAAAGAAAAAUCACAGACUCCUGAUGCUUCUGUUACUGUGAGAAGCGUUUUUUUGUUUGUUUGUUUUGCUUUGUUUUGUUUUGUUUUAAAGAAAAUUACUGAUAGCCUAGCCUUGCUUUUUAAUGUCACCAGGAUAUUAUCGUUAAGGAGGUUAUUUGCUUCCUUUUGAGUUUUCCUCUUCAGUAAGAGUUUGAUUUAGGUAUACUGCAAAUUUCCAUUGUUUGAGAAUUGGAAGUUUAGAGUCAUCUCCAAAACAAGAAAUUAAUGGUCUAUACAUGAUACCUGUAUUUGUCCAAACUUGCACUAGUUUAAUGUGCAUUGUAGAGCAGCCUUCUCUCAAAAUAUUAUGCAAACUCAUUGGCGGAGAUCAAGACUUCUAUUCUUUGCAUCCUUUUUAAGGUAAUAUCUCAGUUAGUUAAAAGAAGGGCUUCAAGCACUGCAGUAAGACGAGUGCUAAUGAAUCACUUUGAGUGAACAGUUUCAUAAGCAGACCCUGGUGGGGAGGAGGCACUCUGAGACCUGAAGCCAGGCAUUGAGUAGGGAAGGUGAAAAGAACACUGAAUAGCUUCCCAGUGACUGCGUGAACAGGAAUCCUUAGAGACAACAGGAUAUGCUAAUGUGAUUAAAGAUAAUAUAAUACUUAGGAACCAAAAGCCCAAAUCACAAAGUACAAUCAGGGAUAUUUCUGGGAUUUGAGUCAUUGACUUUACAAUGUUAUUAAAUAGUGCUUUUCAGAGAAGCUGCAGCAGAGCUGCAUUGCUUUAAAAUAUGCAGUUCAAGCCAAAACAUAACACUUGGAACACUAAGCUAUUUUAUCCCAAAAUAAAAUCAUAGAAAAGAAGGAAAAAAAGACUUUUGACACUGUCACAAUAUCAUUUCUAGCUAGAGCAGAGCCAGAUUUUGCUGUUCUCGCAACUGUUCUCAUACAGGAAGUCUCAGUGGAUUUGUUAUUGAUGAUCUUCUAAUCUUGGAGGUAUGAAUUUUAUUACUAUUAUAAUUAGUGCUUAAAGUACAUGAGGUGUCUGACAUACAGCUUGGCAGAUAAAGAGGCUUCUGUACAUCAUACCAUGGGGCUUCUGUAUGUGUUUCAGUCCUUGUAUAUGUCUACAUCUCUGUAAAGCAGAGUACACAGAGACUCUGCUCGCCCUUUUCCCACCUCUCAGGUACAUUGCACUUACCUACAGUGAAUAACACUGCAAGAGCAGCCGUGCUCCUCGAGCUCUGCAUUUCUGACCCAUACUUGAAUGAGACAUGCUGGGGCACAAGGGUUUCAUCUCACUACCACCACUGCAGUGCACUCCUACAGAGGAAUUUAUUUUCCAAUAGAUUUGACACCUAACUAUGACCAGAAAAAUGCUUUGACACACUCAUAAAAAAAAAAAAAAAAA
This is a messenger RNA of Anas platyrhynchos (mallard), 15430 nucleotides long. RefSeq names its product consortin, connexin sorting protein (gene CNST). Gene Ontology annotation, molecular function: connexin binding. Gene Ontology annotation, cellular component: plasma membrane; trans-Golgi network; transport vesicle. NCBI's taxonomy places the organism in Eukaryota, Metazoa, Chordata, Aves, Anseriformes, Anatidae. Gene Ontology annotation, biological process: positive regulation of Golgi to plasma membrane protein transport. The record is from RefSeq and is a predicted model, not a curated record.